AUGAAUCAUCAAGUGUAGUCAAGGCUGUGAAUCUCUGAGAUAUAUUUGGAAGAUAUGAGGAAAGCAGGGAUAAUGGGAAUCAAACAGGAAGGGUAAGGGUUGGAUCAGACUGGAAGGAGUUAUGUGACCAACUGCAGCCUCUACCCAACAACCUUCCUAGAGAUUCCUAUAUUCAUUCUAUAAGUGUACCUAUAUGAGCUGGCGGAAAGGGAUGAGGUGGAGGGACUUCGGCACUUGCUGGGACGCCCUUGCCCACUUAUCUCAUAUAGACCCGUGAGAUGCCAGUAAUCCAGGAGAGUGCAGGUCCAUCCAAUGCUCAAUUGUUCCUAAACUCCUGAUCCCAGUAACCUGAAUCCUCUUCUAGGAUUACGUCCAGCCCGGCAACUGGCAGCUUUCAAUCUGAGGACAGCCUCGCCACCGCCCCCCGUGCACGGAGCCAAGACUCUUCAAAAGCCCCCCGGCAGAUGCCUGAACCCCCCAGUGUGAAGCAGGAAGCGGCCAGCGGCGCCAGAGGACUCAGGAGUCAGCUUGAGAGCUACACUUCGCCCCCGGACAGCGAGGCUUACUACGGCGAGACCGACAGUGACGCGGAUCACCCUGCAAGCGAGAGGCAGCGAAGGCAGAGGCGGCGCUGGCCCGGUCCCCGACCCCUGGUGCGGGGAUCGGCCGACGAGGCGUCGGAGCAGAGCGAGUACGACAGCGCCCCGGAACACGUCUGGAGCCCCCUGAGCCCCUUGUCGCCGGAACCAGGAGCGCCCUCCCGGCUGGAACCUACCAGCCUCACCCAGGGGGCGAUCCCAAGGAUGUUUCAGCCUCGGAAGGUGGAAGCCAAGAUUAAUAUUUGGCAGCCCAAGGUGGAGGUGGCCACAUACCCUAAGCCUAGCCUCACCCAGCCCAUUUCCACCCCCGCCAGUCUCACCCACCCUAUUUCCAGCAACCCAGCAACUAACCCCUCCUAUCCCAACUUGAACCCCACCUAUGCCAGCAACUGGUCCGCCCAGUCCAGCGGUGAGGACAGCGCCCUGCGACAGGGCAACUUGGGCACAUCGGAAGCUGAUAGCGGGUUUCAAGAGGUACCCGCCCACGCUGGCUCACCUGAGCAGAAGCUACUGCCGGCCGCCGGCGUGCCCAGCCUGAGAGAGACGCAGCUGGUGCCCAUGGUGGGCCCAGUCAACAACCCCGUGGAUGAGGCGCUGACGACCACCUACAAACAGAAGGCCAGGCAAGCCAAGCUACAUCGGAGUGAAAGUGUGCAGGAGAAGCAAGCCAAGGAAGCCAGGACAAAAUGCAAGACCAUCGCCUCUCUCCUCACCUCUGCACCCAAUCCUCACUCGAAGGGGGUUCUUAUGUUUAAGAAACGGCGUCAAAGGGCAAAGAAGUACACCCUUGUUAGUUAUGGGAGUGUGGAUGAGGAGAAGCAGAGCUUCGACGAGGACGGAGAGCUUCUGCCAACUAGUGAGUCUGAAUUUGAUGAAGAGGCAUUUUCUGAUGCAAAAAGUUUGACGAAUCAGUCAAUGGGAUCAGAUUGGGACAGUUCUUACCUGGACAUUCAGAAGCCCAAAUCUGAGCCCCAGGGUUUAACUGAAACCAAAGGGAAAGGUGUGAGGUUGUUUGAACAUCAGAGACAACGGGCAAAGGAGUAUGUAUUGGAGGAACCUCCAAUUCAGACACCAGACAGUCUACAGAUGAAACCAAAGACAAAGGCUGAAGUGAUGAGCUACACCACGAAAAACGAAGACCAGACCUGGCCCAGGAGUACAACUGUGGGUGCUGGGACUCCAGCUUCAGAUACGUUGAACUAUUAUACAGAAAUGAAUCUGUCGCCAAGGGUGCACACAGAGGCCACUUUGCCAAGGCCAAGUGAACAGCACCGUUCACAGCAUGUUGUACAAGGUUCUCCUUCCCUUCCUGGGGUGGCAAAUUGGACAGCAAGACCAUUCACUCCAGGAUUACAGCAGAGCCAUGUGAGCCCUUUGCACUCGGUCUCUGCUCCAGUGCUAUAUCGGCGUAGUACAAUAAACGCAUCACUUCCAAAGCCCUGGGAACAAACUACUGGGCAAAACAAACUAACCAAAUCUUUCGCACAUCCAACAGCACUGGUCUCCAGCCCAAAUGUGAGUGCAGUCACACAAUCUGAACCAACGAAAGCUUCAGCAGCAGUGGGAAUGGAGACCCCUUAUUCGCCAGCAGCUGCCGUGAUGUCACCGCCAUCUCCUGUGAUGUCACCACCACCACCUGCAAAGGUGUCGCAGAAAGCCAUAGUGAUGUCACCUCCACCUACCGCAAUGUCGCCGCCGACCACUGUUGUUUUACUAUCGAGUGCACCGAAGCCAGCAGAACGCACAGCGACGUCAUCACUACCCAUGGUGACAUCACCAAACACUGCAGCAAUGGUGUCACCAACCACGGUGAUAUCACCACCAGCUACAGCGAUGUCACCACCACCCGCAAUGAUGUCACCACCACCUCCAUCAAUUACAUCAUUACUCACAGCAACUCCAUAUUCAGCACCUCAGGCUCCAGUCACCAGCCCUGCUCUCUUUCGUGUUUCCUCAACACUGCUGCCACAGAGAGAGAGCGUUUCUGCAGUGAACACCCCUUCUGUUGGGGGCACUUCAUCAACAGCUUGGGCAGGCAACCAGCCAUUAGAGAGCUUGGCCACGAGAGAGCAAAGAAUUUCAGUGCCAGCCUCUAAAACUGGCAUCCUACAGGAGGCUCGUCGCAGAAGCACCAGGAAGCCAAUGUUUACACAGAUUGAACAGAAAAAAGCCUCGCCGAACCCUGAGCUUCUUUCCCUGGUACAAAACCUGGAUGAGAAAAAGCCGGACCAUGCUGGAGCAGGAUUUGAAUCGGGCCCUGAGGAAGACUUUCUGAGUCUUGGUGCUGAAGCUUCCAAUUUUAUGCAGUCUCAGGCACGCAGACAAAGUAUUCCCCCUCCUGUUGCCCCAAAGCCUUACUUAAAGCCUCAGCUAAUUGGUGGUGGCUCUCUUGUGGUGAAUGGAACCAACCCACCAGUAACCCUGCAGCUGAAGGGGAAGGGAGCAGAACUCUUUGCUAAGAGACAAAGUCGCAUGGAUAAAUUUGUCAUUGAUUCGGUGCCUUCGAGCUCUCCUCAGUCAAGAGGACCAUCUCCCACUCCUUCCCUUCCGGCUACAUGGAAAUAUUCUCCCAACAUCCGGGCUCCACCUCCGAUCGGUUAUAACCCCAUUUAUUCACCGUCAUACCCAUUAGCAGCCAGCAAGUCACAAGCUGCAUCAGCCUCCAAAACGGAGAAGAAGUGGAAGCCAACAAGCAACCAAAAGGUGGGAAUAAAAGCCAUCGAUUUCAUGAGACGUCAACCCUACCAAUUAAAUCCGGCCAUGUUCAGUUUUGAUGAAUCCAAUGUGAGAUCCCAGGGUUUGUCAGGAAGUGCUCCAAGUGUACCACUCGGCCAACAGUCCUUUGUCUCCACAAAGCAAGUUCCUGUGAAGACAUCGAGAGCCUUUGAGAUCAGACGCUUUUCCACCCCAGUGCCUACUAUCACUCCCACAGUUAUUGCCCCACGGUCAGCCACCACACUUGCUGAGCCCGUGUGGAUGUCUGCACCCAAUUCUCCGCCACCAGCAUCACCCAAAGUAUCUUACGGAAAUGGACUGAUUCAGGAAAUCGGGAGGGCACCUGGAGAAAGUCCAGAGGUAAGCUUAGAACCUUCACUGCUUCAGUUCCCAUCUAAAGAAGAUGUGCAAAUGCCAAAGAAGUCAUUGAACCCCGUCCCCAGGCCAAGGUUCUCAGCUGUGAGAGGAGGAAGCGGUCCUCAUACAUGGAGACCAGGGACAAUCCAGGAAUGAAAGUAUGUUUAUGUGCACUUUGAUUCUGUGUGGAUAGAUGAAGAUUUCACAACAAAACAAGGAAUCUAAUCCCAAAAGGAAAGGAAGACUUGCAUUUACGUAUUAUUUGUCUGGACCUCAGGAUAUACCAAGUUUUGUUAGUUUUGAAGUGUAUCACAGCGUAGUAGGCAAUGCAGCCAAGUUUUGUGUAAAGCAAGCUCCCAUAUGUAGCAGUAUGAUAAUGACCUGUUCUGGGGUUUUGUAUGAGGGGUAGAUUAUUGACCUGACUCCUCAGAAUUUCUCCCCAAUAUUUUUUAAAAUAAGCAUCAUGCACCAAGUUGGAUAAGGGGGUGAUCUCUGCAGUACCUCUGCUGGAUCACAGCUCCUUCAAUACCACACUGACUUCAGUGUACAUCAUGCAGUCAAGUCUCUAAGUGGGACACAAACUCAGGAUUUGUUGACUCAGAGUCAAGAAUUCUUCUCCUUAGAUCUAAUAAAAUGCCAUUCUAAACCUAAGUGAUUAUUCACAUGGCCCUGUAUUAAGGAUUUACCAGCAUAUACAGUUGUGUUGCAAUACCUGCAGGAAUAAGUUUCCUUAUAUCCUUAAAUGUAUUGGAGUGAGAUGGUGUCAUUUUGAGGUCUCUCUGUGCAUUGCUAUAACUUACUGGAACCUAUCCAAGGUUCUGCCUAAUAAAACACAAUCAUCUUUCCCUACCCUAGAUGUCUCCUUAGGAGAACAAAAUGGAAGUGUAAUGUAAUGUUGGUUUCUUUUUGAAGGACUUUUCCUUGCACAGGCACGCAAACACACAAACACACACACACACACACACACACACUUAUUUUAUGGAGUGGUAUGCAAUAAAUGUAUAUUAAAUUUCAAAACAACAAGCAGAAAUUGCCAGGGCAAUGGAAAGGAUUUCAAGACAAUAUUUUUGAAGGAGUUCAGGAACUUAGAUGUAUUUCUGGUAGUAAUAUCUCACAUGAGUUAUAAAUGAUUGCACCAACUGUGGACAUACAAUAGAAUUAGAUUUUUUUUCUAUGAUGAAAUAUACUGUAAUAGUGACAACAGUUUGGAGGGUAAAGAUAAACAUCAGAAGAAUCUUAGGAAAAUCCGAAAAGAAAUGGCCUGAUCCUGCUUUCUCAGAUAGAUAUUGUAUCUACAUUGAAGGAAACAGAAUUAACUCUGGCACAACUCAGUUUAGACUUGUUUCCAAAUUGAUCUUCCAUUUAAAUAAAGGGUGAGUCGUCAACCAUCUGGUACCAUCCUUUUCAAGUAGAGUUAAACAUUUAUUCAUCAGCUGUGUAAUAACGCUUAGCUCUGAAGGAUAAGUACAAUAUCUAUCCACGGCAUCAUUUUAAAUACACAGACAUUGCUAAUUGUAGUCACCUUCAGUCCAAUUGGAGUGUAGACAACCUGACCAGAUCAUACAGGGAUCAACAAUGUACCAGACUUUGGAUGUAAGCACUACCAUAUGUUAGGACAGAAAACAUCUCUGAAAGUGUGUUGAAGCAUUUCAGUGAGAAAAUUCAAAUUCAAAUCAUCCAAUUUUUUUCCUGAAUUAACUUCAGGAAUGGCCAAGUAUUGACUCUAGCUCUUAUUGUAAGAUAAUGAGCUUACUCUUAAAGAUAAACCUGCUUUUUGGAUAAUAGUGCAAAAUGUGUAGUGUUAAGUGACAUAGAACUGGCUGUACUUUCUGUGUUUGUAGCAAAACAACUAAGAUGAAUGUAGACUGGUUACAUUAUGAGGAUAUGAGCAGUUAUAGACAGAAAAGGUGGAAUUGAUUGGAGAUGUAGGGAAGAUUGGAUCAGUUGAGACAUGGAUGAUCUUGGUUUCUGUAUGUAGUGAUGGGAAGCAGAGUAAAUGGAACUAGGGGUUAAUUCAAUGAUUUGAACUGGUUUGGGUUGUAAUGUCUGAUAAUGCAAGGGUUAAUCAUUUGCAAAAGUUAAUAAUUUGCAAAUGUUUUCUUCAUGCUAUGUUUUUUGACCAACCACUGAGAAUUAAAUAUUUGAGUUUAAUAGUGAAAUUCUACACUUUUAUUUGCAGUUUCACACAAAACUGCUAAGUGCCUUGAUUAUUAACAUUGCCAGACUGAAGUUUGAUAUCAGUUUUGGCAAGUAAAGCUGCUGUAAUUUGUAAGCCGUAAAUCUCACAUGCUUUAAUUCUUCAUCACCAUUAAAUUGCUUUCAGCUUUGAAGAAAAUGAGCUCAGGAGAUCAAUGCUGGCUCAAGAUCUUGUUUGCAUUGCUCCCUUCAUUGUAGCUUGUACAAUUGGGCUCUGUAUAAAUUUUCCAGCGAUUACCAAAAUAGAGAUAAAGAUAAAAGAGACAGUUACCAAUGGAGAACCAAACUACUGAGUGCUCCUGGCACCUUUUGUUUUUAAUUCUUAGUAAUUACCAUACAAAAGCACCUUUGCAGUGUUUGGGUGCUUUAUUGGAGUGUCUUUGGGGUGAGAGUCGUCAGUAAGUGAAUGACAUGCAUACCCGUUUUGGCUUCAGGGCACUUUGGGUACUCUAAGUGAAGCUCUGCACUUUACUAACACCAAAUGAUGUGCUUUAUUUCUUGAAAAGUCUAGCCUUACUUUGUGCAAACUAUACUCAUUUAUUGCGUUUUAAAUGUUCAAUUUGUGCUAUGUUUGCUGAUGUAAAAUAAUAAA
This is a messenger RNA of Hypanus sabinus (Atlantic stingray), 6459 nucleotides long. RefSeq names its product synaptopodin 2-like protein. Gene Ontology annotation, molecular function: actin binding. Gene Ontology annotation, biological process: positive regulation of actin filament bundle assembly. The record is from RefSeq and is a predicted model, not a curated record. Lineage: Eukaryota; Metazoa; Chordata; Chondrichthyes; Myliobatiformes; Dasyatidae. Gene Ontology annotation, cellular component: nucleus; actin cytoskeleton; Z disc. Bases 465 to 3827 code for a protein of 1120 amino acids. The transcript is spliced from 2 exons.